Messenger RNA from [Torrubiella] hemipterigena, 1509 nucleotides. The record is from the annotation of a GenBank genome assembly. Lineage: Eukaryota; Fungi; Ascomycota; Sordariomycetes; Hypocreales; Clavicipitaceae.
AUGCCCGCACCAGCCAAACAGUCCGCAAUCCAUCUUGGGUUGAUUUAAAUAUAAUUAUACGGUAUAUCAAUAUCGUAUUAUUAGCCCGCAGGAACGCCAUCUGUUACCGACUCCCGUUCUUGGCGAACCUCUAAACGCGAAGCAAUGGCCAUCCCAGACGCCGCCUCCAUAUCAAAGGAGGACUUUGAUACUCUCGUCAACGAAUACCCAGUGCUUGUCAAAGAAAUUUCCGUCACAAAAGGAUCCAAGCCUGGCCAAAAAAAGCUCUCGCAGCUAGACGUGUAUCGCUACGAUGAAGCGCCAGCUGCAUUCGCUAUCAAUGGUGCAAAGGGGGAAAUGGCAUUAGAGGAUGUCAAGCGCCUUGUUGAAUGGAAGCUACGUCACGGCAAGUUUCGCCCGACGCUGAUGAACCUCGUAUCUUCCAACACCGAUGUUACUGCUACCAGCACAAUUGCCAAAGCCAUGGCCUCUUAUACGCCAUCCACUAUCCCAGCCGCUCUCACAACGCUUACGGCGCUGCGGGGCAUCGGACCUGCCACCGCGUCGCUUCUACUCUCUGUGCACGAUGCGGAGAACGUGCUUUUCUUCUCAGACGAGGCGUUUUGGUGGCUCUGCUGUGAUGGAAAGAAAGAUAGCAUUAAGUACAACCCGAAAGAGUAUGAGAUGCUGCGAUCAGUGGCUGCUAAGCUCAUGAAGAGGCUGGGAGUGAGUGCUGUAGACGUUGAAAAAGCAGCGUAUGUGGUUAUGAAGCGAGGCGGUGAUGUAGCUGCUCCCCCCAAAGGCAAAGCUGGCCCGGCAAAGGCAAAGGAGACAACACCGACUGUGAAGAAACCUGCGGAGAAGAAACCGCCGGUUGAAAAGCGAAAGCCUGACGUAGCAGACGAAGGAUCUACAGCCGUGGCGGGGACACGGCGAUCAAAGAGGGUCAAGGGUUGAUGCGUCACUGGCAGGCUAAUACGUCAAUUGAACCAAUUCUUCUUUUAUAUCCAUUCUUUUUUUAAAAGCUAUCAGUGAAAAGCAACUAGAAUUAGACUAACACGCUCACACAGGGGGGAAUUUAGCAAGCUACACAAAUCGGCAGAUGGAUUGCGGCUUGCUUCUUUCGGAGUGGUCGCUGGCUACGUGAACCAGGCUAAUGGAUACCAACGACUUGUUCAUUUGCCCUUCUUGGCCUCGGUGGCCUGUGUGGCCUCAUACUUGUCGCUCAAGUCGCCGUAGCUCUUGUGCAGCUGCUCGCUCUGCUUCUUGAGCGUCUCGAGGUCGAGGUUCUUCUUCUCGAGCUCCUUCUUGAGGGUAGUGAUCUCGGCGUUUCCACCCUUGCCGGGGAUGGGCUUGUUGCUCUCGAAAGCGGUCAGGCGGUCCUGAAGACGGAUGUUCUCGGUGAUGAGGACGUAGGUGCGGUUGAGGAUCAGAGACAGGAAGAGGGUGAAGCCGCAAAGGUACAUGUUGCGCUGGGAGUAGAACUUGCGGGCCUGGACUUCGAAGCGUUCGUGGCCGAGGACAGAGGCU